This is a messenger RNA of Episyrphus balteatus (marmalade hoverfly), 1214 nucleotides long. RefSeq names its product trypsin 5G1-like. Gene Ontology annotation, biological process: proteolysis. Gene Ontology annotation, molecular function: serine-type endopeptidase activity. The transcript has 2 exons. The coding region runs from base 470 to 1180 and encodes 236 amino acids. NCBI's taxonomy places the organism in Eukaryota, Metazoa, Arthropoda, Insecta, Diptera, Syrphidae. The record is from RefSeq and is a predicted model, not a curated record.
GUUUGACGUUGUGGAACGUAUUCAUUUUUUAUUUCAAGGAAGGGUAGUGAAAAUAGAAGCUGUGGAAUGUAUUAAUGAAAUAUCCACUCAAACUAUUUUGUAUGAAUGUAUCAUUUUCAUUCACACUGAUAAGCAAAAUAAACUUUUGAAGAAGCUCUCAAUGCUGAUGGGAGUGAACUCAAGGAGAUCCACACACUUUCUAAAUAGAAUCUUAACUCUCCAUUAAGAAACUCUCCCAGACAUUUCAUAUCUUUUGAAGAACUUAAAAAAAAAAAAAAAAAAAAUAAACACAAAAUCUAGACAAACAAUGUUAUAAACCGUAUUUAUGUCAAAGCUACUUAAAAUAUGAACUCAUAUAAGAGCUCUAUUGUACUUGUAUAAUAUAAAUCAUAAAAAUUCGAUAAGAUUGUUUUAUUGGCAGUCUUAGGAAAUCUCAACGAGGAAUUUUAUAAAGAGCAGUGCUAGGUUUAUGCAAAAACCUAUGCUCGAUGGACGUAUUGUUGGUGGAGAAGCAAUAACCAUUGACGAAAAUCCUAUUCAGAUUUCUUUACAACGAUCCGGCAGCCACUCGUGUGGAGGAUCAUUGAUAAGUGAACGUUACGUUCUUACAGCCGCUCAUUGUGCUGUUGGAGUAAAAGCUUCCUCACUGACAAUACGCAUUGGUUCAUCUUUCUAUGCUAGCGGUGGUCGUAAGGUUCAAGUUACUAAAACUAAUUGCCAUCCCCAAUACAAUGCAGCAACUAUUGAUUAUGAUUUCUGCGUUUUGGAAUUGGAAGACUGGGAUCCCACUGGAUUGACAUAUGGAUUUGCUAAACUACCUGAAGCUGGACAAGACGUUGCCGAUGGAACUUUAUUGAGAGUUACUGGAUGGGGAAAUACCCAGAAUUCAUAUGAAUCUCGUUCUCAGCUUCGUAGCACCAUAGUACCCAAGACUAAUCAGGAUGAAUGCAGUAGGGCAUAUAAGAGUUAUGGUGGAGUUACUCCUCGCAUGAUCUGUGCUGGUCUCAAAGAAGGUGGUAAGGAUGCCUGUCAAGGAGAUUCUGGUGGUCCAUUGAUGGAAGACGAUAUUUUGGUUGGAAUUGUUUCAUGGGGUUAUGGAUGUGCUGUAGCUAAUUAUCCAGGUGUACAUUCUCGUGUGGCAUCAGUUCGCGAUUGGAUUAAGUCUGUCAGCGGUAUUUAAAUCAGUAUAAAGUUUUAUUCAAAUUUGAAUAAAA